Messenger RNA from Aplysia californica (California sea hare), 2891 nucleotides. Its product is annotated as calmodulin-2/4. The record is from RefSeq and is a predicted model, not a curated record. Gene Ontology annotation, molecular function: calcium ion binding; enzyme regulator activity. Lineage: Eukaryota; Metazoa; Mollusca; Gastropoda; Aplysiida; Aplysiidae.
GCAAAACAGCCUCUCAAGAGGGAUGAGCUCCAAGAAGCUUUUACAAUGAACUGUGGAUCUGACAACACUAUUCCAUCAUCAAAGUUAGGAGUUGUCAUCAGGUCCAUUGGACGUGCCCCAACAGAAGCCCAAUUGCAGUCCAUCUGUAGAGAACUGGAAAGUAAAGGUGUGCGAUCUCUGAACUGCCAGCAGGUGGAAGCCAUCAUCAAUAAGUACGAAUUUGCUCCAGAGUCUCCUGACGCACUCCGAGAAGCCUUUAGAAUCUUUGACAAAGAUGGCAAUGGUUUGAUUAGUGCUAGUGAGAUCAGGCAUAUUUUGUGUAACCUUGGAGAGAAACUUACAGAUGAAGAAGUUGAUGAGAUGAUCAGAGAGGCAGAUCUGACUGGAGAUGGCCAGAUCAACUUUGAAGAAUUUGUGAGAAUCCUUGAAGCUGGACUUUAAAGGUCGACAAAUAUGUUCCGAAAUCCUGAGGAUAGGUGCCUUUUGACAUUCCGAAAUUUAGUUUAUGUGAAUAUGUUCCAGAGGCAAUUUUGCUUUGAAUAAUUGUGGAGCCAAAUUAUUAGUAUUGUCAACCAUGCUUCUUAUACAAUUUCAGAGUGGUUUGAAAAUGGAACAAUUUAUCAUUAUGCAGUUUGCUUUGUUGAUGGAAUUGUUCUUAUUUUCACAAAAUAUUUCUUCUAACCUUGAAAAUUGGAACUUGAACUCAAAAGUUUUCUUCAUACGCUUAUAAAAAAUACAGGCUGUUCUUGUCACUGCUGUUCACUGUAAACUGCUGUUCAAUGUGUAAUUGAAAGUUGGUGGAUAAAUAUACUCGAGUUCUUUUGAGUUGAAUAGUUCCUUCAUCUUCCUGAUUCAUUCUCACUGUGCCUUCAUAAAUUAUAUAUGAUUCAAGUGUGAGAAGAGGUGAAAUGGUAGAGUUGUCGCCUUUCCCAUUUAAACCGUAAUAGUUUUAUUUGGCUUUAGGCUUUGAAUGCCCACAAUGAUAUCACUGGGGUGUGUUUUGGUUCUUCCAGUAAACGAUUGUGAAAUGAAUUUGACAUUAUUAUCUUUACACCCAGUAUGAUGGUUUAUAAAAUUAUGCAGUCCGUGUUCUCCAUAUAACACAGUUUUUUCUGCAGCGUGAUCUUACUCAGGUAUUCCAAUACUGUAUUGAGUAUUUCUCCCCUCUCUGAUUUGAGCUUUCCUUAGAAUUAACUUCAUAGACGUUUACUUUUGUAAGAAAUUUUCUUUUGAAUCAUUUGUAAUAACUCACAGACACUAUAGUCACUAUUGGCUUGUUUCUGAUUUUGCAGUUAUGAGAAUGUAUUGUGUUUUGAUCGCUAUUGAAAUGCUGAAAAGAUUUCUGUUGUAGCGAAUCAAAAUCACAGUAAGGUUAGAAUAUACUGAUGUGCUCUUCAGCUUGCUCUUUAGCUGUUUUGAUUUUGAGAUGGAAAAGAUCUUUGCCAGUGUUUAGUACAGGAAGGCCACAAGUACAGAAGUUUUUUUUCUCCUAGUGAUUACAGUAUCUCAUCUCAUGCAAAGAUGAAAAUAGGAGAGACAGCAUGUCUGCUUAAACGUGUUACUAUGUACUCUGUCAUCAAUUCAUGAUUUCUGUUUGGGUUUUGUAAAGUGUAAUGAAAUUUAACUGCAGGGCUUUCUGUUUGUUAAUAACUAAAUCCCUAUACACAGUGUAAAAUGAAUUGUGGGAAAUCAGUUCUCAGUUGACAGUUAAUGAGUAGUUGAUAGCUGUGAGUUUAACUAGAACAUUCUCCUCCACCGCCUGCUGGCUAUGUCAAGCGAUCUCAUUUGCAAGAUAUUUGGAGCUACAACUUGCUGUAAUAAAAUGCUUUCUUAUUCUACAUGGAAGGCUGGUACUGGUAAUGAAAGUUUGCAGAGUUAUGAUUUCAUUGAAAUGUUUAUCAUUAUCAGAUUUUGUCUCCAUGUUGACAAUGUCAUUUCAAAAUUCUAGGUUCAUGCAGAUGUGAAUCAAAACAGUACUUAAAGUAAGGAGUGUGGCGAAUAUAUAAGAUUUGUUACCGAUUCUUUUUGGUAUUGUCCUCAACAUGGAUUUUAUUUAAUGUAACUAAUGAAUUUAUUAUGCAGGUUUUGGUGGUUACAAUGUUAUCGAUUAAUGUGUUUAAUAACUUUUAUUUAUUAUGAUCUUUUAUUUUACAGUCCUUCACAUUGUAACAUCACUUACUACCUUCAGGCACCACUUGCAUUCUUUUGAUUAUUGUUUCACUGCCGUAUGUGAGCACUGUCUACGCCCAGGCUGUGACAUUAAUGUUCAUGCUAGUUCCAGUUAUUAAUUUUGCAACCAGAUUUUCAAAGAGCAAAAUGAGAUAGAAACAUUUUUAAUAUAUUGCUUUUGCUGUUUUAUAACAAUACAAUCAAAGUCAUAUAUAGAAGUGCCCCUUUUGUUUAUGCUGUCUGAAUUUCAUUAUGUUCUCCAUUACAAUAUUAUUUAACUGUAUUAUUGUAGUUGGGUUUGUCUUCCUUUGAUUGUUUUCUUUUAUUUGGAAAGGGCUUGAUUGUGAAAUGUAUCCACAAGCUUCCGUUAUAUACAAACUUAUGCUUUUCUCAAAUUUAUAUUUCGUGUAAGGCUCCAUUAUAAUUGUUAAAUAUUAUAUAAGUUAUCGUUCUAAGACACAAAUUUGUGGUAUAAUUGCUUCCAUUAAAAGGUAAAUCUGGUUUGUUUUGUUUAGUUGUUUAUUUUUUUUUCAUACCUGAAUUUUUGUCACUGGCAAUAAUGAUUAGAGUUAUUUGAUCUUCUGUUAUUUGAAUUUUGGUUUUAAGCUGUGGCAAAUUUUUUCUUUAGUUUCCUAAUUGUCAAUCUAUGAACCUCUGCUAAAACAGAAUGCACAGAAAAUAGAAUUUGUACGAAUUUGAAUAAAUCUUUACUAUCAAUAUCU